UCUUCUUGAUAAAGAGACGAUUUUUAUUAUUGGGUUUUGAUUAAAAAAACCGAGACUUUUUUUUUGGAUUGGCUUCCGUGAUCCAAUCCUCUGAAUUGUUCUUUUAAGAUGCAGCAUAAUCUGUUCACAACAAUGCGAAGUUUGAAGCUUGCAGAAGGUUGUAAAGGUACACAAGUUUAUGCUCUUAAUCCCUCCGCUCCCCCUCCGCCUCCUCCUCCUGGUAAUAGCGGCGGUGGAGGCAGCGGCGGCACCGGAGGAGGUGGUGGAGGAGUUGGGGAUAAGCUUUUACAACACCUUUCGGAUCAUCUUCGUGUUAAUUCAGUCCGAUCCAAAUCGAGCCGGACUUAUCCACCUCCGAAUCAAGCCAACGCCGUCGUCUCCCCGGAGUUUCUUCUCCCUUGUGGACUCCCUGUGACGGAUCUGCUUGAGCCUCAGAUCGAUCCUUGUUUGAAAUUUGUUGAUUUGAUUGAGAAGAUGGCUGAAGUUUAUAGGAGGAUCGAAGCUUGUCCACAGUUCGAGAAAUCUGGGGCGUAUUUAGAGCAAUGCGCUAUAUUCCGGGGGAUUUCUGAUCCUAAACUGUUCCGGCGGAGUCUCCGGUCGUCUAGGCAACACGCCGUGGAUGUUCACGCCAAAGUCGUGUUAGCUUCGUGGCUUCGGUUUGAGAGGAGGGAGGAUGAGUUGAUCGGUACCUCUUCUAUGGAUUGUUGUGGGAGGAAUUUGGAAUGUCCAAAGGCCACUCUUGUUUCAGGGUAUGAUCCGGAAUCUGUUUAUGAUCCAUGUGUUUGCUCUGGAGCUUCUAGUUCUUCCAGAUCAGAGAUGAUGAAUGAUGAUGAUGUUCCUGGAUGUUCUACUUCUGAUGAAGUGGAUUAUGAUAUGUCUUUCUGUAUUGGUGAUGAAGAGGUUCGUUGUGUGAGGUACAAAAUCGCGUCUUUGUCGAGACCUUUCAAGGCGAUGUUGUACGGUGGGUUUAGAGAGAUGAAACGAUCGACGAUCAACUUUACAAACAAUGGAAUCUCUGUUGAAGGAAUGAGAGCUGCAGAGAAUUUCAGCAGGACCAAUAGGUUGGAUAACUUCCCUCCUAAUGUUGUCUUGGAGCUUCUUAGGCUGGCGAAUCGGUUCUGCUGCGAUGAGUUGAAAUCUGCUUGCGAUUUGCAUUUGGCACAUCUUGUUAAUUCACUGGACGAGGCAAUGCUGUUGAUUGAGUAUGGAUUAGAAGAGGCUGCGUACCUUCUGGUGGCAGCUUGUCUUCAGGUUUUUCUCAGGGAGUUGCCGAGCUCUAUGCAUAAUCCGAAUGUUAUAAAGAUCUUCUGCAGCGCCGAGGGACGGGAAAGACUGGCAUCUCUUGGCCACGCUUCUUUUUCAUUGUACUUCUUCUUAAGCCAGAUCGCGAUGGAAGAUGAUAUGAAAUCUAACACAACUGUGAUGCUCUUAGAACGUUUGGUUGAAUGCGCAGUAGAAAACUGGGAGAAACAGCUUGCUUACCACCAAUUAGGGGUGGUGAUGCUUGAAAGGAAAGAAUAUAAGGAUGCUCAGAGAUGGUUUAACGUAGCGGCUGAGGCUGGUCAUCUUUACUCCCUCGUGGGCGUUGCUAGGUCUAAGUUCAAGCGUGACCAUAGAUACUCAGCUUAUAAGAUCAUCAACUCACUGAUUUCAGAUCACACGGCUACUGGGUGGAUGCACCAGGAGAGGUCCUUGUAUUGCAAUGGUAAAGAAAGGCUGCUUGAUUUGGAUACAGCUACCGAGUUAGACCCGACUUUGACAUUCCCCUACAAGUUCAGGGCAGUGGCGUUGGUGGAAGAGAACCAGUUUGGAGCUGCGAUCGCAGAACUGAACAAGAUUCUUGGAUUCAAGGCCUCUCCUGACUGUCUGGAAAUGAGGGCAUGGAUUUCUAUAGGUAUGGAGGAUUAUGAGGGUGCUUUGAAAGAUAUCCGGGCGCUAUUGACAUUGGAGCCAAAUUUUAUGAUGUUUAACGGGAAGAUCCAUGGUGAUCAUAUGGUGGAGUUGCUCCGUCCGCUAGCCCAGCAGUGGAGCCAGGCUGACUGCUGGAUGCAGCUCUAUGAUCGUUGGUCUUCUGUGGAUGAUAUUGGAUCUCUAGCGGUUGUUCAUCAUAUGCUUGCAAAUGAUCCUGGGAAGAGUCUUUUACGGUUUAGACAGUCUCUUCUUCUGUUACGGCUAAAUUGUCAAAAGGCAGCAAUGCGUAGUCUAAGGCUGGCUCGAAACCAUUCAAAGUCGGAGCAUGAGAGACUUGUGUAUGAAGGAUGGAUACUGUAUGAUACAGGCCACCGUGAGGAAGCCCUGGCCAAAGCGGAGGAGUCCAUUUCCAUACAAAGAUCUUUUGAAGCAUUUUUCCUCAAAGCUUAUGCCCUUGCAGACUCUACUCUUGACCCAGAUUCCUCAAAUUACGUAAUCCAACUCCUUCAAGAAGCGCUUAAAUGCCCCUCAGAUGGUCUCCGUAAAGGACAAGCUUUGAACAACCUGGGGAGCGUAUAUGUGGAUUGUGAGAAGCUGGAUCUUGCAGCUGAUUGCUAUACAAAUGCGCUCACCAUCAAGCAUACACGAGCUCACCAAGGUCUCGCACGUGUUUAUCACCUGAAAAACCAACGGAAAGCUGCUUAUGAUGAGAUGACAAAGCUAAUAGAGAAGGCUCAGAACAAUGCGUCGGCCUAUGAGAAGCGCUCUGAAUAUUGUGACCGCGAGAUGGCACAGAGUGACCUUAGCCUGGCAACACAACUUGACCCUCUCCGAACCUAUCCUUACAGAUACAGAGCUGCAGUUCUUAUGGACGACCACAAAGAAAGUGAAGCCAUAGACGAGCUUUCAAGGGCGAUAUCAUUUAAACCAGAUCUCCAGCUGUUACAUCUACGAGCAGCAUUCUAUGAUUCAAUGGGAGAAGGAGCAGCUGCUAUCAAAGAUUGUGAAGCAGCAUUAUGUAUUGAUCCAGGUCAUGCAGAUACAGUGGAGCUCUACCAAAAAGCUCGUGAACCAAACGACCAAAAGUAGAAACAAAACAAUCGUUUUGGUUUUGGUGGGCAAAUCUCUUCUCUUCUUCCCUCCUGGUAUGCUUCUACACUGUUUCAUUUUCCUUCUGCAAAACAAAACGGAAACUGAGCAAAAUUAAACAAGGCUCGGUUUGAGUGAACCAGGGAUAAAAGCAAGCAUUGCCAUGUAAAUAGAAACUUCUAUAUAUUUUUUUUCUCUAUAAUUUUGGUUAUUGGGGGAGAGGGGUGAGGAUACUAUAUAAGUAGUGCAGAGAGUGUUUCUUGCUGCCAAAAGAAAGGGAAACCACGAAGAAGAACUUACCUCUGGUGAAAUUGGACUUCUUCUUCUGUCCUAUUUCUAGAUGUAUUAUUGCUUCUUUCUUUCUUUUUUUUUUUCUUUUUUUUUACUGGAAUUAUGUAAUUGUAUCUGUAACUUCUUGAUCUUUUUUACAUGUUUCUUGUAUUGAUUCUCAAAAGCAUCCGGGGAUGUGUUUUUUAUCCUCCUGAAACAAGAAAACAAAGAAACUAUUCAUUCAUACAUUUCCAACUUGUUUCACCAACA
This is a messenger RNA of Camelina sativa (false flax), 3540 nucleotides long. The record is from RefSeq and is a predicted model, not a curated record. Lineage: Eukaryota; Viridiplantae; Streptophyta; Magnoliopsida; Brassicales; Brassicaceae.